Molecule: messenger RNA, 5120 nt
Organism: Mercenaria mercenaria
Lineage: Eukaryota; Metazoa; Mollusca; Bivalvia; Venerida; Veneridae
Product: 3-[(3aS,4S,7aS)-7a-methyl-1,5-dioxo-octahydro-1H-inden-4-yl]propanoyl:CoA ligase-like
Exons: 5
Coding region: 181-1839 (552 amino acids)
Source: RefSeq, a predicted model, not a curated record
AUCUAAUUGUAUAGUAACAAAAUCAAUAUCCGUAUAAUUUUAUGAAAUGUCAUGCAUUUCGUAUUCAAAUUGAAAGAUCGUUUGUCGUCUGUUUAAAUGAGAAACACACAUCACAAGGGAUAUAUUUCCAUGGUUUUCGGUGUUUUACUUUUCUGAGGCUAGAAAAUUACGCCUGAUAAUAUGUUCAAAAUGGACAACCCCCUUAGUUACGAGAAUGCUCCGAGUUCGAAAGGGUACAAGUAUAAAACUUACAUGCAAAUGAUCGCUCAUUGGGCGCAGUUGUAUCCAAACAGAGAUGCGUUUGUAGAAUAUGACGCAAAUGCAGAGAGACAUUCUAUAACCUGCAAAGAGUUGUUAGAGAAGAGUAAAUCUUUUGGGUGGUAUGUGGCAAGUAUUGGAAUCCAGAAAGGUGACGUGGUUGCGUUCUGUAUGGAAAACUCUUUGAACAUGCUUAUUGCAAUGUUUGGUGUACAGUUUGCUGGAGGAAUACCUUUUUCAACUUUGCAAAGUAGAGCGGACGGAACUGACGUUAUAGAUACAAUUCGCCACCAAAAUUCCAAACUGCUUAUAAUGGACGCUAAAGAAGGAGAACAAAGCUGGCAUCUCUUAGAGAAAAUUCAGUCAUCUCAAAAUGUCGCUUGCCUUCUUGACGUCAUUUACAAUAACAAUUCCCUUGACUUUAUCCAUUUCAAUUUUAAAGAAAAAGAGAGCCGUGUUGUCAGUUUAACAAAUACACCGGAAGUAACUCUUCCGGAUAUCUAUCCUGAAGAUUUAGUUGUAUACUACAAAACAUCCGGCAGCACCGGUGAACCCAAACUGGUAGGGCAUACUCAUAUGGGUUUUCCUGGAAGUACGUUUCUGCUCAAAGACUGUUUUGAAAUAGACAGCCAGUCCAGAUAUUUCUGCGACAGGCCGCUUGGAUGGAGUGGAGGGGCUCCAAAUAUUUUCAUCGCUUUUGGAGCAACUCGAGUAAUCGUUGACAGUUCAUUGUCAAAUCAGAAAAACAACAUAGAUUUUCUGUCUGACAUCAUAUAUCAAGAGAAGUGCACACACGUGUAUCUACCUGGUUAUCUCGUCUCGGACCUUCUAAGAAGUUGUGGAAAUGAGACCAAAUUUUCUACUGUCAAAGUUAUUAAUUUUGGCUCAGAAAGAUGCUCAAAGCGAUUUACAGAAUUGCUGGGUCGCUUUUGUAAGAAAUUGGUCAUUUAUUAUGGGUUAGCAGAGUCAGCCGAUAUAUCAACUUUUUCCUCCCAUAAUCAUGUAGAGUAUGAGGAUGGCAUUAUUGGGAAACCUUUACCUGGAAUGGAGAUGAAAGUUGUUGACGAACAUGGAAAUGUUGUGCCGCGGGGACAGGUAGGAGAGUUGCAUGUCAGGAGCGUUUAUAGAUUCAUAGAGUACAAAGAUAUGCGGGAAAAGUUUUUAGAUACAGUUGACAAAGGAAAUUGGCUUCACACUGGGGAUAUGGCGCAUAUACGAGCAGAUGGCAACUUUAUUUUACAUGGACGGACAAGCGAACGAAUGUCUGUUGGUACUGUGAAGAUCUUUCCUCAAGAAGUCGAGAAAAUCUUAAUCAAUUGCUCGGAGGUAGAGGCCGUCGUAGUCGUACCGGUUCCUGAUGAAAGAUUACACCAUGCCAUAUGUGCUUGCAUCGUGCUAUCGAAGAUAAAGCGUGUUGUCGUAAAGGAUAUGCACACAUAUUUCGACCAUCUAUGGGCUGACUUCGCUUAUAUCAAGCCGAAGUACUAUAUUGCGUUUGAGGAAUUUCCGGGAAAUGCAAAUGGUAAAAUUGACAGGAAAAAAAUUGCAAUGAUAGCUGCAUCGCAACUAAAUCUUUGUUGAAAAUGUCACAACAAGAAACAUACUUAUCAGAUUAUCAGAUCACCUGCAGAUAACUAUCAUUCUUGUCAGUUCGUCGUCCUUUCAUGUCUUCUUCUUCCGAUACAUAUAGGUAGGGAAAUUACACCUUACAUGGUAAGCUCUUUAUGUAAAAUUGGCUAGCGACAUGAAUGAAAUAUUUUAAUUAUGAUGAAUAAUGAUGUAGUUAGAGGUUUGGAGAAAGCCUUUGACGUACUGCCGUUACUUGAUCGUCGUUUUCGGCGUCGAUGUCGGCUUUGAGAAUUAUUAUUGUUUAUGUCCACUUUUUAUAAAAACACUUUAACAGCUGUAACUUUCAACUUAGCGCACAUGUUUAUAAUCAUUAGGUAUGUAAGUAUGCUAAGAAGCAUAACUCUUGCAGAACGGUUCCAUUUUAUCAGAAAGGAUAGCAUUUGUGGCCUUAACACGAAAACAAAAGGUAAAAUUGCAAUUUUCAUGUCUACGAUUACUUGUUUUCUCGGGAUGAAGACGAGAGGAAAGACGACAAACUACCGAUUUCUUGUGAUUGUUAACCAUUUAUCUGGUAAAAUAUAUAUAUCUAUUUAGUGUCAUAUACUUGCAUCAAAAGGGACACUAAAAUAUCUGACUUAAUUUCGUGACACCGCGUAAUGCGCCCAUAAUCUCAAGAGUCAAUGUUGCAACAUAUUCAAAUGAGGUCUAAAUGUGGAUUGUUUCUUGUGUGUGUGUGUGUGUGUGUGUGCGUGUGCGUGUGCGUGUGUGUGAAAAGAAAGGGAGAUAAAUAUUGUAAUAGGUCUAUGUAUUUCGGAUCGCUUUAUCUCUCUUUACAUCUAAAAGGUAACUUACCUGUAAAACCUGUAUUUGUAGUUGGGCUAAUUUCACCUACCUAUUUUAUAGAUUAUUACUAAAAGCUGAUGCUGUUAACAUGUUAUAUUCGAAAUUGCCACACACAAAUGAUGUUGCAACAUUUGAGUGAGAUUCAGAUGAACAAGCCACCUAAUGCCAUAAACUAUCUAUGUAAAUUUGUUUAUGGGCUGAACACCACUAAAUGCAGCCCCUAUAUAAUUCUAUAUAAACCACACUUCAAACCCAGCACUGCAAAUCUUUUUUCUAAUAUAUCAGGUCUUGGCUGCCUACAAUCUUUCAAAAGCUGAAUGUUAGUGCAACAAUCAAAAUCAAAAGGAAAACGGGUGUUAAUUUUAUAAUAGAAAACUGUGACCAGCUGAAAACUCAACAUAAAAAAUACAGCAACUUUUACACCGGUUCCGGCUUCUUGACAGUGGUAUAAAGUGAACCGAUCAACCCCAAACAAUACAUGUUGUAUCUUAGACCACUUCUCAAUGUAUGCCUCGAUUUUAUUGGAAACUGUGCCAAACAUGAAAAUGACUCUCUAGAAAAACUUCAAUACAUUCACUGGUUUGACUCUUUCUACUAGUAUUUCCAUUCAAAAUUUUCUGAAGAAAAUUGGAUGGGUUUCUCUUGCAGUUCGUAAAUCUCUGCGCAAAUUGACAUUAGCUUGGAAAGGAAAUAAAGCAUGACUUCUUCCAAAUUUCUUUUCGGACAUUAUCCACUUACACUUUGUAACUCGAAGAACUAUAGAACCAAGAAAUGAACUAUUUGUUUACGGAGUUCCUGUGAAAUGAAAUACAGAGAAGGACUGACAAACCCAUGUUCAAUAUGCCGAUCCUAUUCAGUCGUUCGUUUCGCAUGAACUCCGAGAAAAAAGAAGUAUUUCUCACAUUUCCAUUAUGUUUCCCUUCCAUGCGUUGUCGUAAAUAAGGCGUCUUUCCUUUCGCUGUUCAGACAAAAUGAACGUCAAAGUUAUCAAUAGAAAGAAUAUUAGGGCGCAUUAGAUAUUUCGAAAUAGCUCUUACUUGACAAAACUGGUUAUGUUUCUUUUCAAAAUCAAGGGCUGCUUCAAAAUGUAUGCGGAGUCCACAUACAAUUUGUUAAUGUAGAGAAAAUAUAUGUUUCUAGUUCCUGUCAACCUUUACCCCCCACCCCAUCCCCACCCCCGCCCCCACCGGGUUGAAAAAGGCUGACAAUUUACGCGUUAAAAUAUACUUUAGAAUGCUUCAAACGAUUGUUUUUAUCGUCACUUAUUGACAUGACCGGCUACAUUUUAGUUGCUAUAAAUAUGAAUAUUGCACGACGAAAUCGUGUCCAAUUCCCGCCAAUAACUAAGUAUAGCAAAGGAUAGUUCUUCAUGCCGUUUACUUUAAGGGAGAGUUCGUUAUCUCGAUGAUCAUCCUUAUCCAAAAGCGCUAUUCGAAUGGUACAGUCAAAACGUAGAUCCACUUCAAGAAUGUUUAACAGUUUGCCUUUUUUUUUCAAAAUAUUCUACAACCACAAAUAAAAUCUAAAUCAAGGGUUUCAUAGAAAUAUCUUACAUUUAUGCCAACGGCCUGAUUACUAGUAAUUUAGUCAAAGGCUGCCAGAAGUAAUGUUUUGUUUUAUAUUUUUAACUCUUAAAAAUAAUAUACUUUUUUAUUUUGGUAUACAGCUUUCAAUACGAGAGCAAAUUUCAAAUAACCAUACGCAUGUAAUAAGACAAACGUUUCAUAGCUGUGCAUGCAAGGCAGGAAGACUACGAUAAUAAGAUGAUAAGAAAUCGGAAAUACGGUGAAUAAAAGUCGAUACUACGAAAAAUCGAAACCAUGAUAGUGAAAAUGCGACACUAAGACGAUGGCAGUACAAAAUAAUUUCGACUUUGCACCAUCGCAGUUUCGUUGUUUUGACUCUUCGAUAUCGUAGUUUCAACAUUUCAACAUCUAACUUCGUUGUUCAGAAUUUUUAACAUGAUAGUAGCGUAGUUUUGGCGCUUCGAGCAUCGAAUAUUGUACGAUGUCCCUAGCUGAAAUUUUUUGCAUUAACUAGCUGACGAGAGACACCACUAAAAUCACGUUUGUCCUCCUCAGAACCCUUUGGAUUCUUGUAAUUUUAAGUGUGAAUCACUCGUCCUUUAAAUUCCUCGAUCCCUAGAAAGUUAGGUGCAUAUUUUCAGCAAGAAAAUGCGUUUCUAUGAGAAAUGUAACAACGUUUAUUUCAAUAUUCAAGUUGCGUUUUGACAUUUGUCGUGUAUACCCAUUGUAUUGUAUACAACUGUUAUAUAUAAUCACUGCAAUACCUUAGCACAUUGUCAUGUCAUUGACCUUCAGAACAAACCAUAUGCAAGGGCUUUGCGUUUUUUUUUCCAUUGUAAUCGGACGAUAAUAUAAAUUUUCAGUAAGUCUAUUUUUCUUUGAUUUCGUGUUAAAUACGCUGUGCACAUGUGCAGAAUUGUUUGU